Cyphellophora europaea CBS 101466 is the source of this 1281-nucleotide messenger RNA. RefSeq lists its product as uncharacterized. Gene Ontology annotation, molecular function: protein kinase binding; cyclin-dependent protein serine/threonine kinase regulator activity. Gene Ontology annotation, cellular component: cyclin-dependent protein kinase holoenzyme complex; nucleus. Lineage: Eukaryota; Fungi; Ascomycota; Eurotiomycetes; Chaetothyriales; Cyphellophoraceae. The record is from RefSeq and is a predicted model, not a curated record. Gene Ontology annotation, biological process: regulation of cyclin-dependent protein serine/threonine kinase activity. The transcript has a single exon. Bases 1 to 1281 code for a protein of 426 amino acids.
AUGGACUCUUCAUACUCGCAGGCCCAGAACCGGGCUGCUCUCGACGAGUUUGUCCGUCAGCCCGUGAGGAGUUAUAUGAUUCAGCACCUAGCGAAGCAGGCCUCGCAGGUUAUCCGCUGUGAGCAGCCUUCCAACACAUCAACUCUUCCCACACCGCCAUCCACGCCACCUUCAGAUCCCGCUCAGCAUGAGAACAUGCCUGCUCUUCCCAGCUUGGAAGCAUUCAUCACAUCUCUUGUCAACAAGUCAUCCGUCCAGGUCCCUACCCUGAUGACCUCGCUGGUCUUCCUCACUCGCCUAAAGGCUCGCCUCCCUCCUGUGGCCAAGGGUAUGCGGUGUACCACUCACCGCAUCUUCCUGGCUGCUCUUAUUCUGGCGGCCAAGAACCUCAACGACUCUUCACCCAAGAAUAAGCACUGGGCCAGGUACACCUCAGUCAAGGGCUACGAUGGCUUCGGCUUUGGUCUUCCCGAGGUCAACCUCAUGGAAAGGCAAAUGCUCUACCUUCUCGACUUCGAUACCCGAGUUAGCGAACAGGACCUCUUCGACCACUUCGAGCCUUUCCUGGCACCUAUCAGAUUCCAGCUUGAGCUUCAGUACGAGCGAUCCGAACUCAACAGCCACAGGCACUGGCAGUCCACUUCCUCGGUCGACACUGAUGUGGUCGAAUCAAUUCGCCAAUCCACGCGCGCACUCACCACCAAACAGCCCAAAGCUAUCCACGUGUACGACUCUCCUCACUCCAUCAUCGAGGACGAUGUCCCUGGCGGACGUCAUGCCCGCAGAUAUCACAGCAACCAGAGCUCUCUGUCUCUGCCCGCUGCAAGUCAUAAACGCGGCCCCUCACCCUAUCGCCACGAACGCUCCAUUUCGCCGCCGUCGAUCCGAGACUUGCCUCCCUUGGUACGCUCCGGUCACUCUUACUCCAGCUCCCGAUCAUCUUCAGUUGCACCAUCGUCUCACUCGAGAUCAUCCUCCUUGGCACCCACCAACCGAGGCACCCCUAUGACCCACAAUAAUUACGUGGAUGAGAAUAUCGCCAUCUUCGAUGGGCAAGCUAGCCCGGAUAGCUACCAGUAUACCGCAUAUGGCAAGGCAGUCGCUGCGGCCAGACCGAACCUGAAGGGCCACCAGAUCAGCUUCUAUGAUCAACAACCCAGCAAGAAAGUCAAGUCGGAAGGUCCCGCUCCCGCGCAUCAACAUAGUGUGGGCAGCGUCAUGUCGAGGCUCUUCAAUGCCGGUGCGACCAGACUAGGCCGAACACCUGUGCAAGUUACAUGA